Molecule: messenger RNA, 576 nt
Organism: Macadamia integrifolia
Lineage: Eukaryota; Viridiplantae; Streptophyta; Magnoliopsida; Proteales; Proteaceae
Product: receptor-like protein 18
Exons: 2
Coding region: 1-576 (191 amino acids)
Molecular function (GO): protein binding
Source: RefSeq, a predicted model, not a curated record
AUGCUUCAUGAGCAAGUUCCAAGAUCAUUGGCUUACUGCGAGGAAUUGGAGGUGAUAGAUAUUGGGGACAACCAUUUGAAUAAUACCUUCCCAUAUUGGUUGGAAAAUCUCUCUAAAUUGUGGGUUCUUGUUAUGAGAUCUAACAACUUUGGUGGUCCAAUUGGACAAUUCUCCCAUGUUGAUUCUCCCUUCCCAUCUCUACAAGCUUUUGACAUCUCUUUCAAUGCUUUUACGGGGACAUACCAUUGCAAUAUAUUCUUCAUUGGAAGUUUUGAAGUUUCUGGCUACUACUAUCAAGACACAAUUGCUAUUGUGGACAAGGGAAUAUACAUGGAGAUGCGUAGUAUCUUAAUCGCCUUCACCACUAUAGAUUUAUCCAACAACAAAUUCAGUGGAGAGAUUCCAAAUGCCUUGGGAAGUUUAGAAUCACUCAUACUGCUCAACUUGUCAGGAAAUAGUCUCACCGGUCAAAUUCCAUCUUCACUGGGAAAUCUAAGAGAACUCGAGUCAUUGGAUCUUUCAAGAAACUCUCUCAGGACAAAUCCCUACCCAAUUGACAAGUUUGACAUCACUUGA